Molecule: messenger RNA, 1630 nt
Organism: Pieris napi
Lineage: Eukaryota; Metazoa; Arthropoda; Insecta; Lepidoptera; Pieridae
Product: sugar transporter SWEET1
Exons: 5
Coding region: 212-895 (227 amino acids)
Biological process (GO): carbohydrate transport
Cellular component (GO): membrane
Molecular function (GO): sugar transmembrane transporter activity
Source: RefSeq, a predicted model, not a curated record
CGAGUUGGCAUCAUUGAUACCAAUUACACAGUACACUUCUUAGUUCUUACUUCUUACUACUAUAACUAAUAACUAUAGCCAAAUGGAGCUAAACAUAUUAUUUUUUUUAUAGUAUUUUCGUUUCUACAUUGAUACAUUUUAUUACGUAAAAAGGUGUUUACUUUAUAUUAGUAAUCUUUUAAGUGAUAUUGGCUUUGAAUCCAAUUUAAAAAUGGAAGCACUAUCUAAUAUUUUGCAGCCGUACAAGGCUAUUGUCGGCACAGUGGCUGCUGUAGUCACUAUUGGACAAAUGUUCUCAGGCUCAUUUCUCUGCUAUGACAUUUAUAAGCAGAAGGGCACCAAAGGAGUUGGUAUUAUGCCAUUUAUUGGCGGUUUAGUUAUGAGCGUGUUAAAUUUAAAAUACGGCUUCAUUCUCCGCGACGAUACAAUGAUUCAAGUGAAUUUUGUGGGUUGCGCCAUAAACAUAGUCUACCUCAUGAUUUAUUUCAACUACUCGGCCCAGAAGGGUCUCGUUUGGGCCCAAAUUGGGGCCGGUGGCGCCAUCUCGGCAGCUCUCAUCGGCUACUCCGAGUAUGAAGACCCGAAGCUUAUUGAAACACGUUUUGGAACUAUUAUAACAGCGUUCAUGUUCUAUUUGAUUGCUUCUCCGUUGUUUAAUUUGAAAACCAUAAUUAAAAACAAGAGCACAGAAGGUAUGCCCUUCCCGAUUAUCAUGUCCGGUAGCGUGGUCACCUUCACAUGGUUACUCUACGGAAUUAUACUGAACAAUUCGUUCCUUGUGCUCCAAAAUGUAGUAGCUGUCAUGCUGUGUUCUGCUCAAUUGGCUCUCUUUGCGAUUUAUCCAUCGAAGCCUAAAGGAAAGGAGAGGAAACCUAAAGCCAAGAAAGUAGACUAACACAGCCAUCAAAUGAGAAAUAAAUAGAAUAAUGAAUGCUUAUAUGUAUAAUAUAACCGGUAUGUUGUUCUAAACGGUUUUGACAGUAAUUGUAUUAUUUAUGUAUGCAAACAGUUUUAUCUUAUCGAAAGCCUUACAAUUUAGCGCGCAACCUCCAGAUUAUAUUUUUUAUCGUUUAAUACUGCAUUUAGUUUAAAUUUUUUUUGCGAAAAGUAUUUAUAUAAUGUGUUAAGGAAUUUUUGAUUGUUCCUGUUUUAUAGUUUUAUUUAUAAGGUAAAGUGAUUAACGUAUAUAGGAAUUGGGAAAUGUCAUAUCAUUGAUAGCACAUUCAACAUGAAUAUAAUAAAUAAAUAAGGAAAUAUAAUAAAUGAAGUUCAAUAUGCUAUUUUUUAAUACCUUUGGGUGAAUUUAAUCAAUUUUUGCAAGAAUAUUAAUGCUGUGAUGUAUUGUUUUGUAUUUUAUCUUCUAGAACAAUUUUCUAAGAAAAAAGUCUGUUUUGAUUAUUGACUAUAAGUCAGAGAUCGGUAACUUACUCUGAAAUUUAAAAAAAUGUCAAUACAGACUAAAAAUAUACAUUCAAACAUAGACACGCCAUCGUCUAUUGUUUAUGAUAUGGGGCUGUGAUUAUAGUUUUAUUAUUAACUGUAAUCUUAAAGAACAUUCCUAUAAAAUAUCAGUAAAUUAUAUUUUGAUGCAAUGAAAUUGCCAUUUAUGUACAAUAUAUUAAUUAUUCUA